Salvia hispanica is the source of this 1425-nucleotide messenger RNA. RefSeq names its product WEB family protein At2g40480-like. Gene Ontology annotation, cellular component: cytosol. NCBI's taxonomy places the organism in Eukaryota, Viridiplantae, Streptophyta, Magnoliopsida, Lamiales, Lamiaceae. The record is from RefSeq and is a predicted model, not a curated record. Gene Ontology annotation, biological process: chloroplast avoidance movement; chloroplast accumulation movement.
CUCAUUUACUACAAUUCCAAUCCCAAUAAUCGCCUCUUUCUCCAUAUAUAGCCGCACUUGUUAACGAACAUUCUAUUUCUCUGAAUUCCAAGUUCCUCACUCAAAACACAUUCCGUAUAUAUGGCUGAAGCCGCCGAUACCAAAAAGAUCAUCGACCCCCGGGUGGAAAUCGACACUUCUCCGCCGUUCGAGUCCGUCAAGGAGGCUGUCGACCACUUCGGCGGCAGCGGCCCGUGGAUCCCUCCUCACUUAGUUGAUCUUCCCAGUCACAAGAACGAGGGGUUCAAUGCAGAGAAGAUCGAGGAACAGGCGGUUCAACUGGAGAGGGAUCUUAUAAUGAAAGAAAAACAAACACUGAGCGUCUUGAAUGAGCUCGAGGCAGCCAAAAGAUUCGUCCAAGACCUCAAACUGAAUCUCAUCCCGGAGUUCUCCUCCUUCAUCGACGAGAACCCGACGUGGCCCUCGCCCGGGCUCAUGUUCCGCGAGCUCAACCAAGCAAAGCUGAACCUGAGCAAAACGUCGGUUGAUCUCGCUGCAAUUCAAGCCUCUGUUGAGUCCCUCAACAAGAAUCUAAGAAAAGAUAAAAUUUUGCUUCACAGGGCAAACAUGAUGCAAAUGCAAGAGCAACAGAAUCAUCAUCUAACCCUGUCGAACCACGAACAGGCCAUCACGUUCGAGGCCGAGCAGUUCAAGAAGAUGACGGAGGCCUCAAGGUACGAGGUGAUGGAGGCGAUGGCGGAGAUAGAGCGCACAAAGGAUUGCAUCCGAAUGGCCGAGAUGAGGCUCAAUGCCGCCAAGAAGAUGGAGGACGCCGCCAAGGCUGUAGAGGCCAUCGCCCUCGUCCAAACCAACGCCAGCGAUGGGAUCACACUCUCCUUCGAGGAAUACAAAGCCCUGUCUCAGAAGGCCAAGCAAGCCAGCAUUGAGAAAUCCGAGGAUGAGGGCAAAUCCUCGGAGUUCUCAAUAGAGGAUAGAUUCUCAAGGACACAUGUGCAGCGUGGCUUUGCCAAGUUGAAGCUGAGGAACUCGCGCGGGGGAGGGGAGAGGAAGGAGAAGAAGGAGAUGAGGUCGAUGGCGGACGUGCUGAGUAGCAGCAGGAAGGUGGUGGUGGAGGACGAAGUGAUGACGGAGAGGCAUCAUGUGUCGUUGAGCCAAAUGCUGAGGGAACAGAGCAGGCUUAUUCUACAUCCGAAUAAGAGUGACGAUGGAGGACAAGGGAGUGUGCAUAAGCAAUACUUCAUUCAGAGGAAGAAAUUUGGGUUUAUUCAAGUGCCAAUUCCUACCAAGAAAAAGACUGCACCAUCUUAGUGCCUCACGUUGUUUGGAGUCUACUAUUUUUUUCUAUUACUAUGUUGGGUGUUUCUUGGGAUUUUUCUGUGUGACAUAUCUGGUAUCUCAUUCUUCUCUUGCUUGAGUUAUUUGCAA